AUGAAUCAAGAGAAGCUCGCCAAACUCCAAGCACAAGUCCGGAUAGGUGGAAAAGGAACAGCUCGCAGGAAGAAAAAGGUGGUUCACAAAACUGCAACGGCCGACGACAAAAAGCUACAAGGCUCUCUGAAGAAGCUCUCCGUGAACAACAUUGCUGGAAUAGAGGAGGUGAACAUGAUCAAAGAUGACGGCACGGUGAUCCACUUCAACAACCCCAAGGUGCAGGCGUCGCUUUCGGCCAACACCUUCGCCAUCACGGGCCACGCUGAGACCAAGCAGCUGUCCGAGAUGCUCCCCGGCAUCCUCAGCCAGUUGGGCGCCGACAGCCUCAGCAGCCUGCGCAAGCUAGCCGAGCAAUUCCCGCGACAAACGAUGGACAUGAAAACUGUAAAGGAAGAAAUUGCAGAGGAGGAUGACGACGCAGUCCCAGAUCUUGUGGAGAACUUUGAUGAAGCCUCAAAGAACGAAGCCAACUGA
This is a messenger RNA of Nerophis lumbriciformis (worm pipefish), 477 nucleotides long. The record is from RefSeq and is a predicted model, not a curated record. Lineage: Eukaryota; Metazoa; Chordata; Actinopteri; Syngnathiformes; Syngnathidae.